GCUACUCUAUUGGUUUUACAUUAUUACAAUAAUUAAUAAUGGCUCUCAAUAAAGGUUGGAGAUUUGGUGCAUUUAUUGGAUGCUUUGUAGGUUUCAUUGGUCUAACUCUGUAUCCAAUCGUCAUUAGCCCUAUGAUGGAUCCUUCCAUUUACAAGACCAUUCAGCAAGACACUCGAAAAGGCAUUAGGCAAGAAGAUAUCCAACCUGGCAAUAUGAAAGUAUGGACAGACCCUUUUGACAGAAAAAAGUCUCAAGAUUGAGUAAAAUAGUUCAGUUUAUUGAGUAAUAUAGUAAAUUAUUGUAGAUACUAAGAUUGUAAACUUAUUGUUUGUAUCGAAAAUAAAAUUUGUUCUUUUCCAUUAAAUA
This is a messenger RNA of Leptidea sinapis, 366 nucleotides long. Its product is annotated as small integral membrane protein 20. The transcript has 3 exons. The coding region runs from base 39 to 260 and encodes 73 amino acids. The record is from RefSeq and is a predicted model, not a curated record. Gene Ontology annotation, biological process: mitochondrial respiratory chain complex IV assembly. Lineage: Eukaryota; Metazoa; Arthropoda; Insecta; Lepidoptera; Pieridae. Gene Ontology annotation, cellular component: mitochondrial inner membrane.